GAACACAAACCCCAAAUGAAGAGCAGAGUUCAGGUUACAGAGCCGAGUUUCUCCUCCGCAGCAGUCGGUGGUGCAGCUCGACCAAAUAUAAACCUCGUUUCUUGGCAGAGGGACAGACUGCUCCGGGGGCGGAGUCCUCAGGAGCAGGACAGACUGAAGGACAAACACUCGGACCAGACACACAAAAGUUCGACGUUAAGGACCAGAAAAACACCUGAUCUGCUGAUCAUCUGCCAGGCCGAACCAGAGGAAAUGGCUGCGUCUGCGUCGUCUGCGGUGACUCGCCGCAUCCUCGCCGCUGCGUCGCAUGGAGGCCACGAGGGAGGAGUGAAGACGUGGAGGAUUCUGUCCUACGUGUUGGCGUUACCUGGUGUGGGCGUGUGUAUGGUGAACGCUUACCUGAAGCAGAAGGCUCACUCCCACGAGCCGCCUGAGUUCGUUCCGUAUCCCCACCUGCGCAUCCGCACCAAGCCGUGGCCAUGGGGUGACGGAAACCACUCGAUGUUCCACAACCGUCACACCAACCCUCUGCCCACCGGCUACGAGGACUCGCACCACCACUGAGCGACGGCGCCGCCCGGAGACGACACAGAACUGCGCCACGUGAAACUACUGCAUCAUACAGUAGAACCACUGUAACCUUUAAUACAAAUAAAUAACCACUUCAGAG
Silurus meridionalis is the source of this 670-nucleotide messenger RNA. Its product is annotated as cytochrome c oxidase subunit 6A, mitochondrial. Gene Ontology annotation, molecular function: enzyme regulator activity. Gene Ontology annotation, cellular component: mitochondrial inner membrane. The record is from RefSeq and is a predicted model, not a curated record. Gene Ontology annotation, biological process: mitochondrial electron transport, cytochrome c to oxygen. Bases 16 to 564 code for a protein of 182 amino acids. NCBI's taxonomy places the organism in Eukaryota, Metazoa, Chordata, Actinopteri, Siluriformes, Siluridae. The transcript has 4 exons.